AUGGAAUUCGUUGGCAAGAAAUACAAGAUGGUCUCCUCCGAGAACUUCGAUGAGUUCAUGAAGACUAUCGGCGUCGGUCUCAUCACUCGUAAGGCCGCUAAUGCUGUUACUCCGACUGUGGAGCUUCGUCAGGAUGGGGACAACUUCGUCCUGGUGACGUCAUCCACCUUCAAGACCACGGAGAUGAAGUUCAAGCCCGGCGAGGAAUUUGAUGAGGAGCGCGCUGACGGUGCCAAGGUGAAGUCCGUUUGCACCUUCGAAGGGAACACCUUGAAACAGGUUCAGAAGGCCGCUGACGGGCUGGAGGUGACCUACGUCAGGGAAUUCGGCCCCGAAGAGAUGAAGGCUGUUAUGACAGCUAAGGAUGUAACUUGCACAAGAGUGUACAAGGUACAAUAA
Molecule: messenger RNA, 399 nt
Organism: Danaus chrysippus (African queen)
Lineage: Eukaryota; Metazoa; Arthropoda; Insecta; Lepidoptera; Nymphalidae
Source: the annotation of a GenBank genome assembly